CUCACCGGCAAGCUACAUAUGCUGCCGUAGAUGAUCGAGCAACUGCCCAGCCCACGAUGAGAUGCGCGUGGCCGGCCUCGUAACACGUGCCCCAGAAUUUAAAGCUAUCGCCGUCGUCCUACCCCUACCUCUCGAGUCUCGCUUAGCUGCUUCUUCACCGGCCCGCGCUCUCAUGUCUCGCGUAUAAAAAAAUCACUGUUCCAUUCGUCCCGCCACGAGCACUCGCCGACCUCCCUCCUCCGGCCAUCCAUCUUCUCGAGCGAGCGAGCGAUAGAUAGCUACACCGGCCGGCGGGCCGACCAUGGGUAACUGCCAGGCGGCCGAGGCGGCGGCCGUGGUGAUUCAGCACCCACCCGGCGCAGGGGCGGGCGCCGGCCGCGUCGAGCGCGCGCACGGCGCGAUCUCCGUGGCCGCCGUCAUGGCCGCCAAUCCCGGCCACUACGUCGCUGCGGCCAUCCCCGCCUCGUCCGCCGCGCUGCCACAGCUGGCGGCGAAGGCGAAGCCGCCGCUGAAGCUGCUCCGGCCCGACGACAGGCUUGCUCUCGGCGGCGUGUACCGCCUCGUCAGCUUCGAAGAGGUGCUGAGGGAGUUCGUGUCCAAGCGGCACCCCACGCUGAGCCGCGUGGUCGUCGCCACCGACGACGAUGGUGCUCGCCGGCGGGAUCGGGACUGCUCACUUGCCAAGGCCCCGCUGCCCCGCCCUGCCCAGGAGGAGCCCGCAUCCGAUUCCGAUGCGACCACAGGUCCAGAGCCAGACUUCGGCGCGGCAGCCAUGAUGCUCGGCGGGCAGCUCGGCCUCGCACGGCCGCACGGGCAGUGGCGCCCUGCGCUGCCGAGCAUUGCAGAAGGGCGUGUCCUGUGCUGAGGGCUUGGCUGAUUAAUCUUGGUGAUGUGAUGUUACCAGUGACCGCGUUCUAAUUUGAAGGGCUCUUUGUGCUCGUGGUGACCUUUGUGCUUGGAUGUCAUGUGAGGACGACUUCUAUAGUAGUAUAUUUUCCAUCUCAAGGCAUGUCUACAUGAACGGAUCGCUCUGGGAAUAUUUGGGAUUUAGUUGAAGCUUAAACUAAAUUCUAAGGAUUUGGAUCCUGUGUAUUGAGGCAAAGACAUUAAACCAUUAAUUCGUUAUUGAAAUCAGACCCAGACGUUGUAAGUGGCAUAAUUGGAUUUCAACAAGUA
This is a messenger RNA of Phragmites australis (common reed), 1176 nucleotides long. RefSeq lists its product as uncharacterized. The record is from RefSeq and is a predicted model, not a curated record. The transcript is spliced from 3 exons. The coding region runs from base 302 to 865 and encodes 187 amino acids. NCBI's taxonomy places the organism in Eukaryota, Viridiplantae, Streptophyta, Magnoliopsida, Poales, Poaceae.